AUGGCGUGGCGUAAGAAAAGCAAGAAAAAUGUUCCAGUCGUUCAAAUGAGCGAGGAAGAAGUGAAUACCAUUGAAGAGCGAGUUGCAGAACUGAUGAAUACUCAACUGCCUUUGGGAAGAGUCAAGAAAAUCAUACGAAUGAAUUCAGAUGUCGAGAUGAUUAAUAGUGAAGCGCUUCAAUUGAUGACCAAGUCAGCGGAAAUGUUCAUAAAAGAGCUCAGCAACGCUGCCAAUCAGAAUGCUGCAAUGGAAAAGCGAAAAACUAUUCAGCCUAAAGAUAUUGAUAAGGCGAUUAAGAAGAUUUGGGAGUUCGCAUUUCUAGAAGACACCCUCGAUGGAUGGCCAAAAAUCCAACCGAAGAAACGGAAUCCAGGUGGCAAUUCAAAUCAAGACGACACAGUUAUGGAGGAAACACUUGUUGAAGACACUGCCGGGGAACAUGAAGAGGAUCACGAAGAUCACGAAGACGUCGAAGAACAUGAAGAAGAAGACGAAGAAGAGCACAACGAAAAUGAAGCUGAAGAAGACGAGUUGCCAGAAACAGUGCCUGAAGUCGACGGAGACGAUGAAUUCGUCGAAAAAGAUGUUGAUCGCCCCGCAAUGAAGGAUCCAUUUGCUGAACAAUUCUAA
Caenorhabditis remanei is the source of this 630-nucleotide messenger RNA. RefSeq lists its product as uncharacterized. Lineage: Eukaryota; Metazoa; Nematoda; Chromadorea; Rhabditida; Rhabditidae. The transcript has 3 exons. The record is from RefSeq and is a predicted model, not a curated record. Bases 1 to 630 code for a protein of 209 amino acids. Gene Ontology annotation, molecular function: protein heterodimerization activity. Gene Ontology annotation, cellular component: nucleus; epsilon DNA polymerase complex.